AUGACCAUCAAAGAUGAUUUCCCGCAUGCAGGACUGAUCAUUGAGAAGACAUUUUGGAAGACUAUCUAUGAUAAUAAGCAAGUAGCAAAGAUCAAAGCUAAGUUUAAUGUGGAACUUAAAAAAUCAGAUAUUGAUCAAGGCAAAGUUAAUGUCACAGCUCUCUACAAAAAAGAUGAAGGAAAUGCCUCCAUGGAGAGCCACGCCCUCAGAGCACUUCUCUGUCUACACCAGAGGUUUGUUUCAUCCCCCAAGAGUUCAUUCCAGUUCCAUGGUGCCACUGGGUUCAGUGGCACAAUCAUUUCUCAAUCAGAGGGGGCCUCCAAUGAGCCUGUGUUGAAUGGCCAAUCAGCAAACAGGAAGCACAACAUUGACCCACCAACUGACAGUGGGAAAAGAGCAGGUGACCAAAGUGAUGAAAGGUGUCCUAUAUGUUUGGAUAAAUUCAAAAACAAGAGACAGCUCAACUGUAAACAUGAAUUUUGUAAAGACUGUCUGAAACAAGCGGAGAAGGCGAAUGGGCCCAUCUGUCCUAUAUGCAGAGUUGUCUUUGGUAAGAUAGUCGGAGACCAACCAGAUGGAAGAAUGUCACACCAGAUACUCACAUUUCCCCUCCCUGGAUACUUCGACUGUGGCACCAUAAAGAUCAGCUAUGAGAUUUCAAGUGGAACACAGACGGCAAAACAUCCCAAUCCUGGACAGCACUAUUAUGGUAUUAGUAGAACAGCAUAUCUUCCAAACAACAAAGAGGGCAAUGAAGUGCUGCGACUGCUGAAAAAAGCGUUUGACCAGAGGCUCAUUUUUACUGUUGGGACAUCCAGAACAACUGGAAUGGACGGCCAGGUGACCUGGAAUGACAUUCACCACAAAACAUCCACAUCUGGAGGACCAGAUUGCUUUGGGUAUCCUGACCCUGAGUACCUGAGCAGAGUCAAAGAAGAGUUAAAGGCCAAAGGCAUUGAGUGACGUUCUUAAUACAAAGUGCAGCUGGAUUA
This is a messenger RNA of Maylandia zebra (zebra mbuna), 992 nucleotides long. The record is from RefSeq and is a predicted model, not a curated record. NCBI's taxonomy places the organism in Eukaryota, Metazoa, Chordata, Actinopteri, Cichliformes, Cichlidae.